ACAAAUUAUAUAUUAUUCAAAUGUCGCUGGGUUGCACUAAAUCCUUCAAAGUAAAUACGUGAAACGAGAGACAUUUCAGAAUGUCCGUCUAUGUGUUUGUAUAUAUAUAGAUGUAUUCAUAUAAAGAUAGUAAGUAACGUUUCGAAUGUUCAUUCUUAUCUGGUGUUGAUAGUGGUAAAACGAAGUCUGAAUACAGCCUAUUGAAGAGGGUCAGAAUUGUCCGAGUUUACUCAGGUCCCGCAGUUUCAGUUAGUGUUUGGUGCAGUGAAGAUGUUUGGGCCACCAGCUGUGGUGUGCCUCUGGCUCGUUCUCCUCACGGGGGCGGCGAACGCGAAGAUCCUAACACCCCCGUACUUUAAUUUAGCCCAAGGGCGGAGGGUCUCGGCCACCGCUACCUGCGGCGAAGACACCGGAGGCCCGGAGCUCUACUGCAAACUGGUAGGACCGACGAACGCCGAGAACGAUGUCAACACCAACGUUAUACAAGGACAACAUUGCGACGAAUGCGAUCCAUCCAAGCCGAAAAAGAAUCACAGGCCGGAGAAUGCGGUGGACGGCAAAGAGACCUGGUGGCAGAGUCCUCCCUUAUCCCGUGGAAUGAAAUACAACGAAGUCAAUUUCACGAUUGAUCUGGGACAGGAAUUUCACGUGGCUUACGUGUAUGUGAAAAUGGGUAAUUCGCCCAGACCAGGAUUGUGGGUGUUGGAAAAGUCCGUAGAUUACGGAAAGACGUUCAGCCCGUGGCAAUACUUUGGCGAAUCACGUGCAGAUUGCAUGGCGCAUUUCGGUGAUAAAUCUUUGGAUCCCAUCACCAAGGAUGAUUCGGUGAUUUGCACCACGGAUUAUUCCAAGAUCGUACCGCUGGAAGGUGGCGAAAUUCCCAUCCCUCUGCUGAAAGACCGUCCAUCGGCCAGCCAUUAUUUCAAUUCCAGCGUAUUGCAAGAAUGGACGAGAGCUACCAAUGUUCGUUUGAGGAUGUUAAGGACCAAGAAUCUUUACGGACAUUUAAUGUUCGUAGCCACGCAAGAUACGACCGUCACCAGAAGAUUCUUCUAUUCCAUCAAGGAUAUCAGUAUUGGUGGAAGAUGCAUGUGCAACGGUCACGCUGACAGUUGCGAUAACAGAGAGACUUCCGAUCCGGGAAUUCUGGUCUGCGGUUGCAGACACAACACCUGCGGAUCUAAAUGCGAUUCCUGUUGUCCAGGCUUCGAGCAGAAGGCUUGGAGACAAUCGAAAUCUUCGGCACCCUUUGAAUGCGAACCUUGCAACUGUUUCGAUCAUAGCAACGAGUGCAUCUACGACGCCGAGGUCGACAAAAACCAACAAUCCCUCGACAUCCACGGUAAAUACGAUGGAGGAGGCGUCUGCCAGAACUGUCAACACAACACAGAGGGCAUCAAUUGCAACCGCUGCAAGACAAAAUUCUAUAAGCCGUACAGCAAACAUUGGAAUGAAACGGACGUGUGUCACCCUUGCGAUUGCGACAAGUUCUAUUCGACCGGAGAUUGCGAGGAAGGAUCCGGUCGAUGCACGUGCAGGCCGGAAUAUCAAACACCGAAUUGCGAUUCAUGUAGUUUCGGGUAUUACGGAUAUCCUGAGUGCAAAAGUUGCGAAUGCUAUUUGAAUGGUACCCUCAAUUUGCAAUGCGAGCAAGAAGAAGGCACCUGCAACUGCAAAAACAACUUUGGCGGCAGUACCUGCGGCGAAUGUGCCGAUGAAUUUUACAAUUUCCCAGAGUGCGAACCUUGCGAGUGUAAUCCGCUCGGAGCCAUCUCAUCGAUUUGCGACAAAGACUCUGGAACUUGUACGUGCAAGAGCAAUUACGGCGGAAAACAAUGCUCCGAUUGCCAACAUGGAUACUUCAACUAUCCUAGCUGCACGUAUUGCCAAUGCGAUGUUAAAGGAACCCAGUCUGAUAUUUGCGACAAGGAAAGCGGAAAGUGCAUCUGCAAGGAAGGUUACGGAGGAGAGAGAUGCGACCAAUGCGUCCCUGGUUACUUUGGAUAUCCCGAAUGCAAACCUUGCAAUUGCAGUCAGAUCGGUUCGCAAUCGGUCGUUUGCGAUACCACUGGAAAAUGUCCCUGCCUUUCCAAUUUCGCAGGAAGAACAUGUAACGUUUGCAGUCCCGGUUACUACAACUAUCCAGAGUGCUUGCCUUGCAAUUGCGACGAUCACGGCUCUAAUGGAAUCACCUGCAAUUCCCAAGGUAUAUGUCAGUGCCAUUAUAAUUUCGAUGGAACGCUGUGUAAUCGUUGCAAAGAUGGCUUCUACAACUUCCCCAGUUGCGAGGAAUGCAACUGCAAUCCAGCCGGUGUUGUCGCCGCCUUUGCCGGUUGCGGAUCCGUGCCAAAAGGUGAACUGUGUCUGUGCAAAGAUCGCGUUGAAGGCAGAAUCUGCGACAAAUGUAAACCCCUCUAUUGGAACUUGAACACCAUGAAUCCCGAAGGAUGUGUUGAAUGUAAAUGCCACGAACCCGGAAUCCUAGGUGGAAUAGCAGUAUGCGAUCGCGACGACGGUCAAUGCAUGUGCAAACCUUCUGUCGUUGCUAGAGGUUGCUCCGAAUGCGAUGAUGGCACCUACAAUCUCAGGAAGGACAAUCUGUUUGGAUGCACAGAUUGUCAAUGCGAUGUCGGAGGUUCGGUCGGUCCAGUUUGCGAGAAGUCUCAAGGCCAAUGUCACUGCCAACCGAGAAUCACCGGUAGAACUUGCAACGAACCCAUCCAGGCCCAUUACUUCCCAACACUCUACCAGUACCAAUUCGAAGUAGAAGACGGAACGAACCCGGAUUUGACAAAUGUUCGAUACUACUACAAUGAAACAGAGUUCCCAGGUUACUCCUGGAAAGGCUACGCUGUUUUCUCACCGUUACAAAGAGAAGUAAUCUUGGAAAUCAAUAUCUACAAGCCGUCUUUGUACCGUAUGGUAAUUCGUUACGUGAAUAAACACGCAGAGGCGGUCACUGGGACCAUAAAGAUCAUUCCUGAUAAUCCGCAAAACGCGGAGCAAAAGCAUUCCGUCAUCUUCAAGAGCAGCGAGCAACCGAGCUUCGAAACAGUUUCCAUGGGCAAUAUUCCAAAUCUCUUCGUGAUGGAUACCGGUAAAUGGAAUGUCAGCAUCACCAUUAACAAAGACCUGCUGAUCGAUUACUUCGUUUUAUUACCGGAGGAAUAUUACAUGGCAAGGAUAUUGAAUCAGAAAGUGCUUACUCCUUGUACUAUCGACAACGAAGACCUGUGCAGAAUGUAUAGUUACCCUAACACCAAUAACUAUCAUUACAACCUUGGUCUUGGUGGUUACAUUGAUAUCGGGGGAGGAGCCUUCUCCAUGCUAACCGAAUACUAUGACAACUUCAACCACUUGAAUCAUCUCAACCUGAAAGACUCUUUACCAAUGCUGAACGAGAAUCAGAACACAAUCGACUAUAACAUUACGGUUGCUAAGCCCGGAAAAUAUGUCGUAUUGGUGAAUUACAUUACACGACAAGGCGACGAAAGCAGUUAUACGGUAGGCGUGAAGGUGUUGAACAACAAUGAUGUCCGUGACUACAAUGGGGAUCGCGUCGAGAUGUACAACUGCCCGUACAGUUUUAUUUGCAGACAGGUGGUUGUUAAAGAUUCCGGCGUUGUUGGCGUCUACAAUGUAGACGACAAUUUGAUUCACAUACGGUUGCAUGGAGAAAACACGAACGUCGGUAUUCAAUCUAUCGUUGUAUUGUCCUACGAAGAAUGGUCUUUGGACUUUAUCAAACCCAGUUCAGUUUGCAUUAUGAAGGAUGGCGAAUGCACACAAUCCUCCUUCAUCGAUCCGCAAGAAUCGAAAAAAAUUAUAUUCAAAAAGGAAGCUAUUGUCCACGAUGGCAAAGAAAAAAUGACCGUUUCCAUUGCCAACACCACCUACGUGUACAUGAAUCACGACGAUAAAGUUAUCGAUGUGAGGUCAAAAGUACCAUCACCCGGUUUUUAUUCCUUUAUCGUACAUUAUCAUCAACCUGAGUUUGCAGAAUACGAUAUUGAUAUAUUGGUGCAAAACGGAAUGUUCUACGUAGGAAAAUUGCCAGUCAAACAUUGUCCAUCAACAUCAGGAUGCAGGGCGUUAGUCGUCCAAAAAGAUGGGAAUACGAAGAUUUCUCUAACAGAAAACUUUAUGAUAACAUUAAAGGUCCCUAAGGGCAAAGAAGUUUACCUGAAUUACCUUCUGGUCGUGCCACACGACUUUUACAACGAUCGCAUUUUGGAAGAGGAAGCGUUGGAUCGAACCGGAGAGUUCAUUAAAAAUUGCGGCAAAAAUCAUUUCGACAUCGACGUGGAAGCUAAAGGCUUUUGCAGAGAUUCUGUAUUUUCUAUCACGUCGGGCUACAAUAACGGCGCGUUAAAUUGUCAGUGCGACUACGACGGUUCGUUAAGUUUCGAAUGCGAUACAUUCGGCGGUCAAUGCCAAUGUAAACCCAAUGUUAUCGGAAGACAGUGUUCUAUUUGCCAAACCGGAUUCUAUGGAUUCCCCGAUUGCAAACCGUGCAAUUGCUCGAGUACCUCCACCUGCGAUCCUAACACCGGAGACUGCAUCUGUCCACCAAAUGUUGUGGGAAAGAUGUGCAACGAGUGCGAUGUGCACACAUACGGUUAUGAUUCAUUCAGUGGAUGCCAAGAGUGCAAAUGCAAUCCUUUGGGCGUGGAUAGUUUGCAGUGCGACAUCAACAAAGGCAACUGCCCUUGCAAAGACAACAUUGUUGGACGUAAAUGCGACUCUUGCAUGGCUGGUUAUUACGCUUUCCCGCAUUGCUCGCAGUGCGACUGUCUGUUGCAAGGUACGACCGAGGAUAUUUGCGACCAAGAGUCUGCUGAAUGUUUCUGUAAGAAGUUCGUGAUCGGUGCGGCAUGCGAUAUUUGCAAGGAUGGCACGUUUGAUCUGCAAGAGUACAACGAAGAUGGCUGCAGGGAAUGUUUCUGUUUCGGCAAGACGGAGAGAUGCUCAAGUUCAAAUCUGCUCAGAUACAAUAUCCACGAAAUGGACAACUGGAGUGUCUCCGAGGUCAUUGUAAACGACGAGUCCUUGCAUAUUGAGAACAUCAACAUCGAAAUGUACAAGGAAGAGAACUCCGUUACCAUUGAUUUGGCCGAUGAGUUCAUGAGCGACAAAACAGUUUAUUUCUCAGCGCCCGACGUAUAUUUAGGGAAACAACUUACCAGUUACGGUGGUUAUCUGAAUUACACUAUUUCCUAUACCAUAGGAGAUUUAGGAAAGGCAACAAUGAGACCCGACAUUAUUCUAGAAGGCGCCAAUAACUACCUUGUGCAUAACGGAUACGAACAACCACCGGUCGAGCAAAAAUAUGUAAACUUGUUAGAAAUUGUCGAAAGCAACUUCCAAUUACCUAACGGGGUUCCUGCAAAACGAGAGGAUUUGAUGAUGAUACUCAAAGAGGUUAAAGGAAUCUACAUACGCGCAACAUACUGGAGUAUCACGGAAACAUCAAAACUUGAAAAUGUUUACUUGGACAAUGCCGUAAAAAGUAUCAACGCCAGUGGAUUCUUCGACAUCGCUAGCUCCGUAGAAGAUUGCGACUGUCCAAUAAACUACCAAGGUUUCUCCUGCGAAGAAUGCGCACCGGGUAACUAUCGCAAGGGCGAAUAUUGUGUGCCAUGCAAUUGCAACGGACACGCCGACGAAUGUGACGUCAACACUGGAAUAUGCUUGAAUUGUAGUCAUAACACCUAUGGUGAUCACUGUGAAAUGUGCGAAGUUGGUUACUACGGCAAUGCCCUUCAUGGUACACCUAGGGAUUGUUUGAUUUGCGCCUGUCCAUUGCCCAUAGCGAGUAAUAAUUUUGCCACCGGAUGCGAAGUCACCCCCGACGGCGAGAAAAUUAGCUGCGAGUGCAGAGACGGCUACAACGGCGCUAGAUGCCAGUCGUGUGCUCCAGGUUAUUACGGACGUCCAGAAGUUGCAGGCGAUUACUGCAAGAAGUGCGAAUGUUCUGGUAACAUUAAUUUCGAGCUUGGAUCUUGCGACACUGUGACUGGGGAAUGUCUAAAAUGUUUGAAUAACACUUUUGGUGAGGCUUGCCGGUACUGUGCUCCCGGAUUCUUUGGUGAUGCAGUAACUCUAAAGAAUUGCCAGAAUUGCAUCUGUCACGAAGAUGGAUACGAAAAGUGCGAUAAUGACUCUGGCACUUGCAUUUGCAAAAAGAAUGUUGUUGGAGAGAAAUGUGAUAGAUGCGAGGUGAACCAUUAUGGCUUCCAGAAUGGCGAAGGAUGCGAUAGUUGCAACUGUUUCGAGGCUUCCAAGAGUUCCCAAUGCGACGAUACCUCAGGACAAUGCAGUUGUAAACCAGGCGUUACUGGAAGGAUGUGCGAUAAGUGUGAAUCAGGCUUUUGGAAUUACACAUCGGAGGGAUGCGUCUCUUGCGGAUGCAAAAAUGAAUAUUCUUUGGGUUUCGGUUGUAAUGCGGAAACUGGGCAGUGCGAAUGUCUACCGGGUGUGAUUGGAGAUAAAUGCGACAAGUGUCCUUAUCGUUGGACAUUUGUUCAAAAUUAUGGUUGUUUCGGUUGCGACAGUUGCAUUCAUGACUUGCUCAAUUUUACGGAUGAAUUAGGAAACGACAUCGACCCAAUACUCGACGAGUUUAAUACGGCACAAUCUGGUUACUUCACGGCUCGCAAAUUGGUUCACAUCAACGAUACCAUCAAUGAAUUGAAGCCAAAGGUUUUGCAGCUCAGUCCCGACCAAAUCAAUUUGAAGCCAAUUCUUAAAGAGCUUGAAAGCAUGGAGCAAGACUCUAACAAUAUGAAUAGAAAAGUUACAUACUCUCUGGAUAAUAGCUACGAAUUAGCAAAGGAGGCCGGAGAUAUAGCGGCCAGGAGCUUGGAGAUGUUUGAAAAGGCCGAGAUGGAGUUGGACAAUGUUCAAAAUACCAUCGCCGAUAUCAAUGAUCUUGCUAAUAACUUGGAUAACCACGAAGGACCUAAAAUUGACACGGCAUUGGAGAAAGCUGAGGAAAUAAUGAACACAAUUAAGUCAUACAAUUUAUCUAAGAAAGAGGAGGUAGCCAGCGAUAAAUUGAACGAUGUAUUGGAUCUGCUGAAAAGAUUGGAGAACUACAAGGAACCUGUGGACGUUGUAAACGAUGAUAUUAUGGAUGUUAAGGAUGCGUUGAAGACAUUUAACAUGCAGUUGGAUGACUUGGCCAAUCAAACCCAAUAUUCACUUGCCAAAUCCAAAGAAGCCAAAGAAUUAUACGACAAAAAUGGAAUGGAUCGUUUGAAGAAGAAAUUGGAUAAUAUUAAGAUGCAAACAGAAGAAACUGAAAAGAAUUUGAUUGAAAGUAGAAACUAUAUAAAUAACGCCAGCAAGUUGUUGAAUGCCACGAAAUAUCAAUAUGAUGAUGUACAUACUGGUAUCGACGAAAUUAACGACUUGAAUGUAGAACUGAACAUGACUUUGGAAACAAGUAUGCUGACUCUGGAUAAGGUCAGGGUCUUGGAACCGCAAGUAAUGAAGCAUGCAAAUGAGCUGAGCGAUAGGGCUCAAGCUUUGGAUAAUAUGUUGCGUGAAACAAGAACUUCUUCGGAGAAUGCUGUGAAAGCGGCCACCGCGUACAACGAAAUUAACAAAGCCAUCGACGCAGCAAGAAGUGCGGCAGAAUCUAGCAAAGAGCAAGUCGACGAUACUGUAAUUCUUUUGCAGAACAUCGAAAUGGAAACUUUAGAGUCCGAUGAAAAAUCAAGUACCUUACUAGACGAUGCUCACGAUGCAUCUAAGAACAUCAAAGAAUUGAUUCCAAACAUCGAAGAUAUCAAGAACAAAUCGAGACCUAUCAGGGCGUUGAGCGAUAGGAACGAUGAGCAAUUGAAGAAUCUCAUUAAAAAACUCGAAAACUUCCAAAUAAAUCCAGUCGAUGACAUCCUAUUGGCAGCAAAGGAGAACGCCGAGGAAGCCGAUACGAAAACUGCAGAGACACUGCAGGAGUUGAACACAGGCUUCCAAGGGAUUGGAAACUUGUCUGUAUCUUCUAAGCAGCUCCCAAUUAAACUAUACGAUGCAUCUAGGGAUAGGCUGCAAGUAAUUAAGCAAUUGGAAACGUUGGACGAGAAGUUGCCGGAGAUUGUAAAAUCGAUACGGGACUUACCUUCCAUGCAAUCUCAUUCAAAGCUAACCGGCGACAUCGAAUCCAAGAUCAACAAGCUGAAUGAACAGAUUGCUUUGGCAAGAGACAUUGCGAACAGAAUUGAAGUCGGCGUUAAAUUUAACCCGAGUACCACGCUGGAGUUACGCAAUCCUGAUAAUUUAGGGGAUCUGAGCACUUCCACUCAAAUCUCCGGAUACUUCCGCACAGAAAAACCAAAUGGUUUAUUGCUGUACGUUGGAAAUGGCAAAGGCACCAACUUGAGAAGAACUAAAUCUGAUGACUAUAUGGCUCUGGAAAUUGAAAACGGUUAUCCAGUCCUGACUCUUGAUCUGGGCAACGAUGCAGAGAGAAUUAUCAACGAUAAGUAUGUUUCUGAUAACAACUGGUAUCAAUUCAUUAUUGACCGCACCGGAUUAAAUGCCAAGUUGACAAUUAAAGAAGAAUUAAAUGGAAAAAUCAAAGAGACUGUGGCCGAUCAGCAGCUGGAAGGACCGUAUUCAAUCUUCAACUUGGAUAAGAACUAUUCCAAGAUAUUCGUUGGUAGCUAUCCUCUAGAGUUUAAAAUGCAGGAUAAGGUCAUGCAGAAUUCGUUCGAGGGUGAGGUCGAAGGCCUAGUCAUUGGAGAGACUCCAGUUUCACUAUGGAAUUUCAACAAGGGUUACGAUAAUAACCAAGGCGCGCAAGAGAGGGACAAAUUGAAGGCGGUCCACAGCACCGGCUGCAGAUUUAAUGGAAAUGGAUAUGCCAUUGUUAAUUCAAGGAGUUAUCAAUUGAGAGGCAGAUCCACUGUUCAAUUGAAAUUUAAGACUUUCGCCAGCGAAGGUCUUAUGUUCUUGUAUGGCAAUGAGAAAACGUUCAUCUCAUUGGAGCUGAGAAAUGGAAAAAUCUUGUACAAGUAUAAUCUGGGAAGCGGUACCAAGAUUUGGCAUACUUCUAGUGCUUUCAAUGACGGCAUUUGGCACACUAUCGAAGCUAGCAGAGAUGGUGCCAAGGGACGCUUCGUUGUAGACGGUAUAGACGUCGUAGACAAUAGCCCUCCGAUAUUCGGAAACACAUUGGAACACCACGAUACAGUAUUCUUUGGUGGAUAUCCGCAGAUGCAUAAUAUCAAGGAAGUUACGAACAUUGAUUUCGAUGGUUGCAUGGACAAUGUCAUCAUUAUGAGACAUCCAGUUGAUCUUACAGAUAACAUAAAGGCAUACGGUGUAACACCGGGUUGCCCAGAGAAGUUCAGCAGAUUGGUAUCUUUCCAUCCGAACAUAGGAGGUUUCGUCAAAAACUCGAACAUUUCUUCAUCGAACGAUUUCAGAAUGAACUUGAAGUUCAAGACCAAAGCCAAGAACGGCAUGAUAUUCUACGUGACCGAUCGUAAUCACGACUCGGUGAUGUACUUAGCGCUGCAAGAUGGCCGUCUGAAAUUAGUCAGUCAGAAUAUUGAACUAAUUUCCAAUGAAAACAACUUCAACGAUAACGAGUGGCAUGUAGUCAGUAUCAGGCACAACAAUGAAGCAUUGAAAUUAGAUUUCGAUGAUUACGGAUACAAAAUGACCGACAGUCCACCAACUCCUCUGAAUAUACAGUACGGCGACGUCUUCUUCGGUGGAUUACCAAGAUAUUUGGGCUCUAGUAUCGUCACGGGAGUAGAACCAUUCGCAGGUUGCAUCGGCGACGCAACGAUAAACGGAAAGAUCAUAAACUUUGCGAACUUGACAGAAAAGUACGGAGAGCAAUUGGGCAAAUGCAUUUUGGACAAGGAAAUCGGAAGCGAUUCGGACAUUCACAUAGUGCCGGUUCUUCCUCCGCUCGAAGACUUCGAUGUGCAUACAACGACUGAAGCCCUCGAGCACAUAGAUUCUUAUAAUGAAUCGGAUAUUCCAAAACGCGGAGACGGAGGAAUUGACACCGGGGGUAGCGAAGAAGAAGACUUGCCAAAACCAGAAGAAGAAUUGGAAGAUGAUUUAAUACCGCAGACGACAACACCUUGGCCGACGCCAAGGCCGAGGCCCACGGUUACCACGGAGACACCAUCCGCCUGCGCAUUGCCAAUAGAUCCGAAAAUUAUCUACGAUGAUCACCUUUCAGGAUCUUACAGAUAUGGUACUGAAAAGGACAGUCGCUUGGAGUACAACACAGCACGCGGCAAGUACAGGAAACAAUUUGACUUUAAUUUGGAGUUCAAAACGUUGUCCAAGAACGGUAUUAUUUUCUACGUGGCUGAUAAUGCCCACCACAAUUUCGUUUCUCUAUUUAUGCUUGACGGCGAGCUGCACUAUACUUUCAAUAUCGGCACAGGACCAGCUAAGAUAGUUUCGAAGGUGAAGUGGAAUGAUAACGUGUGGCACGAAGUGAUGAUCAGUAGAGAAGGUUUGAAUGGAAAACUGGUCAUCGACAAUGAGCAUGUGGUCGAGGGCAAGGCACCUGGACACGCAACAAAGAUGGAGCUGUUCCCGCCUUACUAUCUCGGCGGUGUCGCUCCUAAAGAUUUAAACAGCGUGAUGGGCAACUUGAACAUGUCCGAUCCAUUCGUCGGUUGCAUCAGAAACUUCCAGAUGAACAACAAAGCGAUGGAGAAUCCAGACUCGCACGGUGUCAUUCCUUGCUCAGAUAACGUCGAGCAGGGCGUGUUCUUCAGCUCGAGAGGUGGUUAUGUAAAGUUGAAGGAAAGAUUCAAGGUCGGAACGGAGUUGGAUGUCAAGAUGGACAUCAAACCGCGCAACCUUUCCGGUUUAAUUAUGGCCGUGCACGGCAGACGCGAUUACUUCGUGCUUGAGCUGGACGAAGGUGCUUUGCGAUUAACCGUGGACAACGGCAAAGGACCCAUCAUAACUAGAUACCAGCCAACUGAAUCGCAUCUAUUCUGCGAUGGACAUUGGCAUAGUAUCCAAGCCGUGAAAUCGAAGAGUGUGGUAACUUUGGCCGUGAACGGAGUUUAUUCAUCGCCGGGUAUAGGCGACCACAAGUCAGCAUCAACCGAUACCGGAGGAUAUCUCUUCCUCGGUGGUCAUCGACUGAUCAAUAAAGCCAAGGGAUUAACAGUGCGCAUCCCUUACGUAGGAUGCAUCAGAAACGUACUGGUCAAUAACAUAGUCAACACCAUCACUCCCAAUAUGGUUGAAGGUGGAAUCACUAUUGGAUCAUGUCCAACCAAUUGAGUUUAAUCAACCCAUUUUUUUUUUCGUAUUAA
Messenger RNA from Nicrophorus vespilloides, 11309 nucleotides. RefSeq names its product laminin subunit alpha (gene LanA). Lineage: Eukaryota; Metazoa; Arthropoda; Insecta; Coleoptera; Silphidae. Bases 271 to 11277 code for a protein of 3668 amino acids. Gene Ontology annotation, biological process: regulation of embryonic development; regulation of cell migration; regulation of cell adhesion. The record is from RefSeq and is a predicted model, not a curated record. The transcript has 26 exons. Gene Ontology annotation, molecular function: signaling receptor binding.